Molecule: messenger RNA, 762 nt
Organism: Arachis ipaensis
Lineage: Eukaryota; Viridiplantae; Streptophyta; Magnoliopsida; Fabales; Fabaceae
Source: RefSeq, a predicted model, not a curated record
AUGGUGCUUACAAAGGAAUGUAGUGCUAUUAUUCAAAAGGAUCUCCCUAAGAAGAUACAAGAUCCAACAAGCUUUUUUAUUCCUUAUACCAUUGGUGAUAUUACUAUUCAGAGGGCAUUAUGUGAUCUUAGAGCUAUCAUCAAUCUCAUGCCACUUUUUUUUAUGAGAAAGCUCAAAAUUGAUGAGGUAAAACUCACUUGUAUUUCUCUUCAAUUUGCUUAUCGUUUAAUCAAAUUUUCUGUUGGAAUUGUUGAGAAUUUACUUGUGAAAGUAGAGCCUUUUAUCUUUCCUACUGAUUUUGUUAUACUGGAUAUGAAAGAAGACAAGAAUGCUCCUAUUAUUUUAAGGAGACCCUUUUUAGCUACAGGACGAGCCCUUAUUGAUGUACAAAAUGAUGAACUUACUUUGAGAGUCAAUGAAGAAGAGGUUGUCCAUAAUGUGCUUGAGGCUUUGCAACAUCCUUAUUAUUCAGAGGGAUAUAUGAGAGUUGAUCUUAUUAAUCCAUUGAUUCAAGAAGUCUUUGAAGUGAAAGAGCUUGAUGGUGUUCUGGAACCCCCUUUGGAGAAUGGUUUGCUAGAUAUUGAUGAUUUACCACCACCAAAGGGGGAGACAAACACGCCUAGUAAGGAAGAAGGACCACCGAAGCCUGAGUUAAAGCCCUUGCCUCCCUCUUUGAAGUAUGCAUUUCUAGGCGAGCAUGAUUCUUAUCCAGUGAUUAUUAGCUCCUCUCUGAGUCAUGAUAAAGAGGAUGCUUUGAUAUAG